Molecule: messenger RNA, 858 nt
Organism: Lactuca saligna
Lineage: Eukaryota; Viridiplantae; Streptophyta; Magnoliopsida; Asterales; Asteraceae
Source: the annotation of a GenBank genome assembly
AUGGAUCUUAAUAAUCUCGAUGCACGUUAUAUGAGACCAUUGCAACUUUUCCAAAAGCUGAAGGUUGAACAAGGGUCUUUUGAUUUCGAUGCAUUUUAUGAGAGGUUAGCUCCAAUUUUUCCCAAAAAGCCACAACAGUCAUCCAAUAAAGUCUCCUCUCAGGCCUGGGAUACGAAAGACUUUUAUUAUCCUUUGGCAGCAAAGGCAGCUACUAUUAGUGUCUUGAAUUUUGGAGCAUCAAACUUUGGUUUCGAUGCAUUCUAUAAGAAGCUACACAAACAAGACUCUUAUCAGAGUGGAGACUACCGGAUUAAGCAUGGGAAUUAUCGGAUGACAAGGUCAUAUAGAAACGUCCAACCAAUUGUGGCAAAAGCAUCCAACAGAGAAUAUAAAUAUUGCAUGCCAAAAGUUAUGACAACGAUUGCAACAACUGCCAUUGCAGCUAGCCUGAAAAAUCAACCAAUGCUCCGAGAGAUACUAAUGAGGGUGGCAAUGUCAAUGGCAUCCGACAUUAAUUACGAGUGUUUGUCAGCAGUUAUGAGAGUCAUUGCACAAAACCUGAUAAGUCAACCCAAGCUCCAAAAGAUACUCAUACUGACCAUGGCUGUUAAUUUCCCAAUAGGUAUGUUUCGAGAACACAUCAAUCGCUUACCUACUUCGCUGUCACUUGUUGUUGUAGCCCUUCCAUAUAUAUCCAUCACCGCUAAUGCUAUUCUGAUGCCAAAAACCAUCGUGACAUAUACACUUGUCGCCACCAUUUUGGGACUAUGUCUUGGAGCUAUGACUGAGAAGCAGCGCCUAAAAUCCAUUGCCGCCGUCUAUCCGCCUUCGCCACAAUAUUGGUAUUACAAAUAUUAA